Molecule: messenger RNA, 1349 nt
Organism: Aspergillus saccharolyticus JOP 1030-1
Lineage: Eukaryota; Fungi; Ascomycota; Eurotiomycetes; Eurotiales; Aspergillaceae
Exons: 1
Coding region: 51-1349 (432 amino acids)
Source: RefSeq, a predicted model, not a curated record
CAUUUCCUUCGCCCUCCUCCCCUGACUUUCCUCUUCAAGUUGUUGCAGACAUGAGACUCGCCAACGCCUCCGUCCUGGCGAUGCUGCCCGCCUCGGGCCUCGCUGCCUGCGGCACUGCCUACGAGGGCAGCCAGAUCGACGGCACCUUAAUCCACUCCGUCGUGAUCGAUAUGGGCACUGACGCCGCCAACAUUACCGCCACCCAGUAUGACCCGUACUUUAAGCAGGGAAGCGCGCUCAAGGGCGUCAAGGCCGUCAUCGAAGACAGUCAAUUCUACAUCAACCUGUGGGCCAUCCCAGGCACCGAGUCCGCCUUCAAGAAAGUUAGCCAGUGCCUGAGCGGCGGCUACCUGGUUAACCAAGUGCCCUGGCUGUAUUACAACUCGACUGCCGCAACGUGGUGGGGCGGCUACGAGGCUGAGACCGAGGCCAGCAGUUACGAGGCUGCCGCCCUGUCUGUCGCCACCGGUCUCAUCGCCGGUCUCGAGGUACGCUUUUGGGAUACCAACGGCGAUGGCUACACCGACCUUAUCGACGCCGACUACCUUGAGGGUGUUACCAUCGACACUAUCACGCACAACGCGAACAGCACCUACUCGAUCUACCGCGGAAAUAUCGACGUCGCCAACAAGACGCCCUACGAGGGCACCGUUUUCGAUGCCGACCUUUUCAGCGGUGCCGGCCCGGCGAUCCCCGCCAGCAACUUCGAUACCACUAUCCAGUCCGGCGAUGUCGCGCUGUUCUGGUACGGCAACCAGGGGUGGGCCAUGAAGCGCGCCGAGGACGUUGUCGGGAUCUUCAUCGAUGGCGAGGAUCAUACCUCCUACGACGUCGGGGGCGUUACCUACGGGGACGCGAUGCGCUUUUCCCGGGACAACCUACCCAUUUCGAACCGGCCCGGCGAGUUCACCGACGCCCAAAAGUUCUUCAAGCUCACCAAUGACACGGCCGCCGGCCUCAACGUCAGUCUCUGGCUUGUCCCCGUCACCAACACCACCAAUCGCGGCGGACCCGUCGGCAUGACGAGCGAUGGCCACUCGCGCGACUUCCUCGCUAAGGCUGUCGCUCAGGCGCAGGCUCAGUUGAACAAUGUGACUGUCAGCACCAACGGUGCCAACGUCCCCUCCACCCAGGAAUGGGUCAACCAGGGCAACUAUACCCAGCUCCACGAGGCCAUCGCCAGGGCCAACCUUGCGCUUUCCUUGGCCAAUAGCUCCUCCUUCUUGCUCGACUACCAAACCUACGUGCUUUACCUCACCCUCUAUGGCACGAGUGAUGACAUUGGCGCUGAGUCCGCCGACUUCACCUUCACUGGCUUCGAGAAGGCUGUCCAGCUCGGCUCGGCCUAA